UGUGAGCCAGAGACCUUGUAACCAUGGCCAUGGAGCCGGGUUUGUACAUGCGCAUAGCUCAAGCAGACGGAAGAAUUCACAAGGCCGUAUGAGAUCAUCAUUAGCAUGUCAAAGAAGCUUGAACUCUGGCACAGCGCCACUAUUACAAUGGUCACUUUAGGUUUUUUCCCCUCUUCCACUCCAUUUGCUCAUCUUCUGCGUCACGUCUGCGAAUCCUGGUCAAGUUUCAACCUUUCAGAUUGAACUGCUUCCGAGUCGCUGGAUGGGUGUGAUCGAAAUUCAGGGAGCUCCAUCGGCCUGCUUUGCUGUUUCGGAGGCCAAUCUUCGAAAGUUUCAGUCUUUGAAGAAACCCAAUUGGUCAGUGGGAAGGGUGAAGUGUGUUCAGGCCUCAACUGCAGCAGUGGACGAGCCCAGGAAGAGGGUUAUGGGGGACUCUUUUAUCCGUCCUCAUCUUAGGCAAUUGUCCGCUUAUCAACCCAUUUUGCCCUUUGAGGUGUUGUCUGCUCAGCUAGGAAGAAAACCUGAGGAUAUCGUCAAGUUAGACGCCAAUGAGAACCCAUAUGGUCCACCUCCUGAGGUUUUUGAAGCAUUGGGAAAUAUGAAGUUCCCAUACGUCUAUCCUGACCCAGAAAGUCGAAGACUUCGUGAGGCUCUUGCUGAAGACUCUGGUCUGGAGUCUGAUUACAUUCUCGUGGGCUGUGGCUGUGACGAACUUAUCGAUUUGAUAAUGAGAUGUGUGCUGGAUCCUGGGGAGAAGAUCAUAGAUUGUCCUCCGACCUUCUCAAUGUAUGUGUUUGAUGCCGCUGUUAAUGGAGCAGGUGUCAUAAAAGUUCCGAGAAACCCGGAUUUCAGCUUGAACGUGAAUGGCAUUGCUGAAGCUGUGGAGUUAGAAAAGCCGAAAUGCAUUUUCCUGACUUCUCCUAACAAUCCAGAUGGAAGUAUCAUCAGUGACGAAGAUCUAUUGAAGAUCCUAGAGAUGCCGAUACUGGUUGUUCUGGACGAGGCAUACAUUGAAUUCUCAGGGCUUGAAUCAAAGAUGAAAUGGGUGAAAAAGCACGAUAAUCUGAUCGUUCUCCGGACAUUUAGCAAGAGAGCUGGACUGGCGGGGCUGCGUGUGGGAUAUGGAGCGUUUCCUCAGAGCAUAAUAGAGUACAUGUGGAGAGCAAAACAGCCAUACAACGUAUCAGUUGCUGGGGAAGUUGCUGCUCUUGCCGCUCUCUCCAACCCCACCUACUUGGAGGAUGUGAGAGAUGCGCUGGUGCGGGAACGAGAACGGCUAUUCCAACUACUGAAAGAGGUUCCUUUCCUCUCCCCAUUCCCAUCCCACUCCAAUUUCAUCCUCUGUGAGGUUACUUCUGGCAUGGACGCCAAGCAGCUCAAGGAGGAUCUGGCGAAAAUGGGAGUGAUGAUUCGACAUUACAACAGCAAAGAACUGAAGGGUUAUGUUCGUGUUUCUGCCGGCAAACCCCAACACACUGAUGCUCUCAUGGAUUCUCUCAAACGCUUUUACUGAAACAGUCAUCCCAUUUUUAUUCUCAAACCCCAACACUCUUCCCUCUUCGUUUUAGCCCAUUUUCCUAUUUAAUGUCCAUUAACAAUGUUUUCAAUGGUUCUGGGCCUUCUUUGUAAGCCCCCGUUUAUGUAAUGCCUAAUUUAGUUUUAUGUUCCAUUGAUAAGAUUACUAUUGUUGGGCC
Molecule: messenger RNA, 1694 nt
Organism: Tarenaya hassleriana
Lineage: Eukaryota; Viridiplantae; Streptophyta; Magnoliopsida; Brassicales; Cleomaceae
Product: histidinol-phosphate aminotransferase 1, chloroplastic
Exons: 11
Coding region: 263-1513 (416 amino acids)
Biological process (GO): L-histidine biosynthetic process
Molecular function (GO): L-histidinol-phosphate:2-oxoglutarate transaminase activity; pyridoxal phosphate binding
Source: RefSeq, a predicted model, not a curated record